Molecule: messenger RNA, 1745 nt
Organism: Thermothielavioides terrestris NRRL 8126
Lineage: Eukaryota; Fungi; Ascomycota; Sordariomycetes; Sordariales; Chaetomiaceae
Exons: 4
Coding region: 1-1539 (512 amino acids)
Cellular component (GO): mitochondrion
Molecular function (GO): metal ion binding; alcohol dehydrogenase (NAD+) activity
Source: RefSeq, a predicted model, not a curated record
AUGGGAGCAGCCAUCCGCGUUUUGCCCAAUAGGGCCGCAAGAGCAGCGAGUCUCCUCCGCACAAUCCAGUUCUCUCACCCGCCGUCAUGCCCCUGCCACUCCAACCCGAGCCACCACCACCACCCCCACCAUGCGCCAACCACGUCGUCCAUUGUCUCGCGCUUCGCGGACCGCACAUCCUCCAACCUCCUCGGCGGCGGUGCCCGGCGCAGCUACGCGACGCCGCGCGACCCGGCCCAGCAAAAGGAGUACGCGUUCGAGAUGGCCGCGUCCUCCAUCCGCUUCGGGCCCGGGGCGACGCGGGAGGUCGGCAUGGACCUCAAGAACCUGGGCGCGAAGCGCGUGUGCGUGGUGACGGACGCCACGGUCGACAAGCUGGAGGCGAUGCGGCAGGUGCGGGAGGCGCUGGACGGCGAGGGGAUCGAGUACGUGGUGUAUGCGAACGUGAAGGUUGAGCCGAAGGAUUAUUCCGUCAAGGAAGCUAUCGAGUGGGUCAAGCCGCACCGGCCGGACGCCUUCCUGGCCGUGGGCGGCGGCUCGGUCAUCGACACGGCCAAGCUCAUGAACCUGUACACGUGCUACCCGGACGCGGACUUCCUCGACUUCGUCAACGCGCCGCUGGGCAAGGGCCGGCCCAUCGACCGCAAGCUGCACCCGCUCAUCGCGGUGCCCACGACGGCCGGCACGGGCAGCGAGACGACGGGCACGGCCAUCUUCGACCUGGCCUCGCGGCGCGCCAAGACGGGCGUCGCCCACCGCAACCUCAAGCCGACGCUGGGCAUCUGCGACCCGCUCAACACGCGCACCAUGCCCGCCGCCGUGCGCGCCAGCUCCGGCCUGGACGUGCUGUGCCACGCGCUCGAGUCGUGGACCGCGAUCCCCUUCAGCGAGCGCGUCCCGCGCCCCGCCAACCCCAUCCUGCGCCCGGCCUACCAGGGCGCCAACCCCAUCAGCGACAUCUUCUCGCUCAGCGCGCUGCGCGCCACCGUCAAGUACCUGCCCCGCUCGGUCCGCGACCCGGACGACUUCGAGGCCCAGAGCGAGAUGCUCCUGGCCGCCACGCUGGCCGGCGUCGGGUUUGGGAAUGCCGGGGUGCAUCUUUGCCAUGGAAUGUCAUACCCCAUCUCCGGCCAAAACCCAGCGGGGUACAAGCACAGCGGCUACGCAGUGGACGGGCCGAUCAUACCGCACGGGGUGUCGGUGGCGGUGACGGCGCCGGCGGUGUUCCGGUUCACGGGGCCGUCGAACCCGGAGCGGCACCUGGCGGCGGCCGAGGCGUUCGGCGUCGACGUCAGCCGCGUCAAGCGCGAGAGCGCCGGCGAGGUCCUUGCCGACGCGCUGACCCGCUUCCUGGCCGACCUGGGCGACCAGCCGGCCGGCCUCCGGGCACUCGGCUUCGGCCGCGAGCAUGUCGACGACCUGGUCGAGGGCACGAUCCCGCAGGCCCGCGUGCUGGUGCUGGCGCCCGGCUUGGCGAAGGAGCUUGAGCAGGAGCGGGACCAGCUGCGGCGGCUGUUUGAGGAUGCGAUGGAGCAUUGAGGGUGGGCGGGCAGUGAUGGAUGGGAUGGGAUGGCGGAGCGGCCGGGUUAUUAAUUGUGUUGUAUCCAGCUUGGGAUUGUUGCAAAGGGUGAAUGGGAUGAUCAUCGGUAACCCCCUUCCUGGACUAGCAACUCCUAUCCAAGGUCAUUCAGGUUACAAUCAAGCCGACAUGUCCAAGUUACACCGCAAUGCAACGCAGUCACAAC